Merops nubicus (carmine bee-eater) is the source of this 1840-nucleotide messenger RNA. It is a transcript of the gene ADAMTS15, whose product is annotated as ADAM metallopeptidase with thrombospondin type 1 motif, 15. Gene Ontology annotation, molecular function: metalloendopeptidase activity. NCBI's taxonomy places the organism in Eukaryota, Metazoa, Chordata, Aves, Coraciiformes, Meropidae. Gene Ontology annotation, biological process: proteolysis; extracellular matrix organization. The record is from RefSeq and is a predicted model, not a curated record. The transcript is spliced from 8 exons. Gene Ontology annotation, cellular component: extracellular matrix. The annotation marks the transcript as partial.
GGUCGGGCCAAGCGCUUUGCCUCGGUCCCCCGUUACGUGGAGACCUUGGUGGUGGCCGACGAGUCGAUGGUGAAGUUCCACGGGGACGACCUCCAGCACUACCUGCUCACCCUGAUGGCCACGGCCGCCCGCCUCUACAAGCACCCCAGCAUCCGAAACCCCAUCCAGAUCUCUGUGGUCAAGUUCCUCCUCAUCGGGCAGGACGACAAGGGGCCCAAGGUCACUGGCAAUGCUGCCCUCACCCUUCGCAACUUCUGUGCCUGGCAGAAGAAGUGGAACAAGGUCAGCGACAAGCACCCCGAGUACUGGGACACCGCCAUCCUCUUCACCAAGCAGGACCUGUGUGGUGCCACCACCUGUGACACGCUGGGGAUGGCAGAUGUGGGCACCAUGUGUGACCCCAAACGCAGCUGCUCCGUCAUCGAGGACGACGGGCUGCCCUCGGCUUUCACCACCGCCCACGAGCUGGGCCAUGUUUUCAACAUGCCCCAUGACAACGUGAAGGCCUGCGAGGAGGUCUUUGGCCGGCUGAAGACCAAUCACAUGAUGUCCCCCACCCUCAUCCAGAUUGACCGUGCCAACCCCUGGUCAGCCUGCAGUGCUGCCAUCAUCACCGAUUUCCUUGACAGCGGCCAUGGAGACUGCUUGCUGGACCAGCCUGCCAAACCCAUCCCACUGCCCGAAGACCUGCCAGGAACAAGCUACAGCCUGAACCAGCAAUGCGAGCUGGCCUUUGGCGUGGGCUCCAAGCCUUGCCCCUACAUGCAGUACUGUGCCAAGCUCUGGUGCACGGGCAAGGCCCGUGGGCAGAUAGUGUGCCAGACACGGCACUUCCCUUGGGCAGAUGGCACCAGCUGUGGUGAAGGACGUUUCUGCCUGAAGGGUGCCUGCGUUGAGAGGCAUAACAUCAGUAAGUACAGGGUGGAUGGGGGCUGGGCAAAGUGGGCGCCCUACGGGCAGUGCUCGCGGACGUGCGGCGGCGGGGUGCAGCUGGCCAAGAGGGAGUGCACCAACCCUGUGCCUGCCAACGGGGGCUCCUACUGCGAGGGCAUCCGCGUCAAGUACCGCUCCUGCAACCUGGAGCCCUGCUCUGCUGCAGUGCCAGGGAAGAGCUUCCGUGAGGAGCAGUGUGAGGCUUUCAACGGCUACAGCCACAGCACCAACCGCCUCACUGCCUCCAUCUCCUGGGUCCCCAAAUACUCUGGUGUCUCACCCCGGGAUAAAUGCAAGCUCAUCUGCCGGGCUAAUGGCACUGGCUACUUCUACGUGCUGGCACCCAAGGUUGUGGAUGGCACCCCUUGCUCCCCAGACUCCACCUCGGUCUGCGUGCAGGGGAAAUGCAUCAAAGCGGGCUGCGAUGGGAAGCUGGGCUCCAAGAAGAAGUUUGACAAAUGCAGUGUCUGUGGAGGAGACAACAAGAGCUGCAAGAAGGUCUCGGGCUUGUUCACCAAACCCAUGCACGGCUACAACUUUGUGGUGGUCAUCCCCGCGGGCGCCUCCAACAUCGACAUCAGGCAGCGAGGCUACAAAGGGCUCAUCAGCGACGACAACUACCUGGCCCUGAAGAACGGGCAGGGCAAGUACCUGCUCUCGGCCGUGGAGAGGGACCUGAUGGUGAAGGGCAGCGUCCUGCGGUACAGCGGCACCGGCACCGCCGUCGAGAGCCUCCAAGCCUUCAAGCCCAUCCAGGAACCUCUGACUUUGGAGGUACUCUCCGUGGGGAAGAUGACCCCUCCUCGGGUACGCUACUCCUUCUACCUCCCCAAGGAGAGCAAGGAGGACAAGUCCUCCUACAAGAAGGAAGGCAAGACGCCGCCGGACCUCAACAACAGCGUCCUCA